UAAUUUUCCAAAAUGAAACUUGAAGGCAAAGUUGCGUUUGUUACAGGAGGAUGUUCAGGCCUAGGUUAUGCAACUGUACAGAUGUUGGUGCAGCAUGGAGUGAAGGUAGGCAUAGCGGAUUUACAAGAGGAGAGAGGUGAGCAGAUUGUGAAGGAAUUUGGAGGUGAUAAAGUGGUUUUUGUUAAAACUGACGUCACUGAUAGUGAGCAAGUGAAGAAAGCUGUAGAGACUACUUAUGAUACAUUUGGAGCACUUCAUAUUACUUUGAACUCAGCAGGUGUUUCUGGGCUGUCUUAUUCAUUGACAAAGACCAGAUUUUUGGACUUUCAGCUACAUAAAUUUAUUAUGGACAUCAAUGUUAAUGGCACCAUUUAUUCUUCUGCUUACUCAGCCAAAUAUAUGUCCAAAAAUAAGCCUUUAAAUAAUAAAGGGGAGAGAGGUGUUAUUAUCAAUUGCUCAAGUCUUCUUGGAACUUAUGCUCCUAGAGGAAUGGUCUCUUAUGGAUGCUCUAAAGGGGCUAUUAAUGGGAUGACAGUUCCAAUGGCUAGAGAUCUUGGUAAGUUUGGAAUUAGGGUACUCAAUAUUGCUCCUACUCUUGUCGAAACUGAGAUGACAUCUGCUUCUGGAGAAGAUAUUUUUGAGCUCUUCAAAAAGGUCCAUCCAUUAAAAAGAGUAGGCCAGCCAGACGAGUUUUCCCAUCUUGUAAAAGCAUGCAUCAUGAAUGCAUAUCUCAACGGAGUGAGUCUUAAAUUAACAGGAGGUGACAUCCCAGCAUACAGAUAAACCCUCCCUAACUCCUAAAUCACCCCUAUGCCUCCCAUCCUCAUCA
Molecule: messenger RNA, 829 nt
Organism: Moneuplotes crassus
Lineage: Eukaryota; Ciliophora; Spirotrichea; Euplotida; Euplotidae
Source: the annotation of a GenBank genome assembly